AUGAAGGCAGACCAGUGCGAACUCUACGCCACCAAGCUCCUGGGCGAGCGCGUGACCGCCUACUCGGAGGCGCACUCGAUGGCGCUGCCGCAGUUCCUGCGAGAUUACAACGCCAAGAUCCUGCAUGAGCAGCCCACCACGUCCAACUACAUGAUCUCGACGUUCCAGUCGCAGGCGCUGGUGUGGCUGGCCCGGCUGAUGGGGGCCAAGCGCGUCCUCGAGAUCGGCGUCUUCGUCGGGUACUCGACCAUGGCGUGGAGCCACGCCGUCGGGCCCGAAGGCACGGUCACGGGCUUCGAGUUCAACGCCGACUACGCCAAGCAGGCAGAGGCCGCGUUCGAGCAGAACGGCGUGAAGAAGUGCGAACUGAUCGUUGGUGAUGCCGUCAAGCAGCUUCCCUCCUUCAAGCCGGCCGAACCGUACGACCUCAUCUUCAUCGACGCGCAGAAGAGCGGAUACCCGGCCUACCUGAAGACGAUCCUCGCGAACUCGCAGCCGGGCUCGCAGAACCGUCUCCUUCGUGCCGGCGGACUCAUUAUCGCAGACAACGCGCUGCGCUGGGGCCUAGUCGCCGACGCGAGCGAGGCGAACCCAAGACGCACCAUGGAGAGCAGCGGCACGAGCGAGUACUGGAAGAGCGACGACAUCAAGUGUCUGCGCGAGUACAACGAGAGCGUGCAUGCGAGCGAGCGACUGGAGGAGUUCCUGUGCCCGCUCUGGGACGGGGUCAAUCUGGCGCGGCUGCUGGACUGA
This is a messenger RNA of Anthostomella pinea, 753 nucleotides long. The record is from the annotation of a GenBank genome assembly. NCBI's taxonomy places the organism in Eukaryota, Fungi, Ascomycota, Sordariomycetes, Xylariales, Xylariaceae.